Gekko japonicus is the source of this 953-nucleotide messenger RNA. It is a transcript of the gene BRICD5, whose product is annotated as BRICHOS domain containing 5. Bases 1 to 681 code for a protein of 226 amino acids. Gene Ontology annotation, biological process: regulation of cell population proliferation. NCBI's taxonomy places the organism in Eukaryota, Metazoa, Chordata, Lepidosauria, Squamata, Gekkonidae. The transcript is spliced from 6 exons. The record is from RefSeq and is a predicted model, not a curated record.
AUGGAGGAGCCGGCUGCUGCCCACCCCACCCCGUCCCCGGAGAAGAGGGCCCCACCAGAAUCCAGAACUCCUCCCAGGAUAUUUUGGGUCAUCCUCUCUGUGAUUCUGAUGUGUGUGAUUAUCUGCAUCGUUGUGGCGGGCGUGCUGAGCUUCACCCAGAGUUCUUCCAAGCCUCUUUUCCAAGUGAUCCGCUUAAACUUCCAAAGCCACCCGGGGUCCCAGAUGAACCAGUCGGCCUUCGUGGACAAGUCCAGGAACACCGUCACUUAUUACGUCACUUCCUCAAGCAACCGCACGACGGCAGUCCUGUUUGACGGCAAGAAUGGUUACGUCUGCUACAAGCCCGCCGAGCAAAAGAACUGUUUCCUGAGAAUGAUGGACGGCCAGGACUGGGAGACGGUGCGGGAGUCUUUCGACCUCUCCCAGCGCAGGGUGGAUCAGCUACCGCUUCCCAACGACCGGACGAGGUACUACCGCGAGUUCCUGGGGAUCGUGCCGGGAAGACCCGUCCGGCCCGAGGAGGCAGGCGAAGCCGUCCGCUCUCUGUGCGAGGAAGUGCCCAUCUAUUGGGUCAAGAAGAAAGACGGUCCCGCCAAGCAGCGGCUCAUCUACCUGUGCAUCGACAUCUGCUUCCCAAGCAACAUCUGCGUCUCCAUCUGCUUCUAUUACCUCCCGGAGUGAGCGGAUCGCGAUCCUGACUGCCCCCCUCCCCCCUUCGGUACUUGAACUCAAGCAGGAGAGGCCCCCCCAGGUCCCGCCUGGCGUGCCUCCUCCACACAGCCCCUGGGCCACAGAAGGGCUGCCAUGGGCACCCCCAAACAGUGCUGCUGCAGCUCUACUGGUGUACCCGUUUUAUUUACAGCCGGGGAGGGGGAGAGGGGGGUUGCUUCUCAGCUGUAACCUGUAAAGAACUGUCUUGGGAUAGAGAUGGCUGUAGUCAAGAGUCGUUCAUU